CUGCAUUCAUUGCUUUGGUAAUUUCAGAUAAUAUGGACAGAAAAACAAAAAUUAUGUUGAAUGCACUCAAUAUAAAGGACAGGAGUUGCAUUGAUUUCCUGAAAGUUCCUAAAUAUGAACGACUUGGAACCACCCAGAACGAACAAGAUUUGUGCAUUCAAAGAUCCCAAGAACUAUUUGGGAACGUAACAAGUCAAACAAGAACACCUGCUAUAAAAAUUCAAUACUCCACCAUAUCCUCCACCGAAAAGGUGUAUAACACAAGACUACAGAAGGUUAAAAAAAAUCUCUUUGAAGAAGAAAUACCUAUAAGUCCGCAAGAACACUUUAGAAACCUCCAGUCUGGUGGAAUAUCACCUACAAUUGAUGUAGUAUCUACUAGUGAUGAACAUUUUGAUGCUCAUGGUAGUAGUAGUAGUGAGCAUGCUUCAGAAGAAAAUGAAGCUUAUAGUAGUGGUACUGAAUACAUUCCAGAUACUCCCUCGGUUUCAUCAGAUUCUGGGAGCGAACCUGGCAACAGUUUUAUCCAAAAAGACGACCAUUUAUGUAAUAAACAGGAAGAAAUAUCUGAUCCAUAUACUGAAAAAGUUACAUUUUCGGGCCGCACUGUUGAACCAAUUCUGCCAUCAGAAGAAAACCCUUCCAAUAAUUUUGGGAUAUAUAAACAGGAUGGUGAAAUGCGCAAGGGAAAGAAAAAGACAGAUUUCUGUUUCUUUUGCGAGACUCCAGUGUUAAAUUUUGCCAGACAUAUAACACGCAACCACCCAUCAGAAAUCGAAGUCCAAGAAAUUCUGCUACAUCCAACUCGUAGUAUAGUGUCUGCCCAAAAUUUAUUGGUAUCUAGCUUGAGAAUUGAUCUAAAUUUGAAAAAGACGGUUUUUCCCAGGAUGAGAGCGGAUGAAAUAUCUCUCGUUGCAAAAAGAGAUCCACUUAUUUGUGCUUAUGGAGCAAGGUACAUGAAAAUUCACCGAGAAAAGCAUUUCAUCAACGUAACAUCUAGGAAAAUGCGAGAAAUUGCUCGAUUUUUAAUCGAAAUAGAAAAAAUGGAGCCAAAUAUUCAUUGUCUCUUUGAUGCUCUGAAACCUAAAUAUUUUGAUACAACUGUUGCUGCAACAAAAGCAGUGGCAAAAUAUGACGUAGAAAAGGAUAAAUUUGAAUCACCAACCUACGCUAUGAAUAUGGGCACGAAUCUGAAGCAAUGUGCGGAGAUAGCUAUUAUAUUUGCUCUGAAAAGGAAACAAAUCGCCUUAACAGUUUCAUCUGCUGAAGCAGAGGCAGAUUUAAAAACUUUGAUAAAAGUCAUUGAGUCACAAUGGCAAUAUGAGAUUUCUAGCCAGGCCGCCAGUGAUAUAAAUAUUAACAAGUGGAAUAAAGUUACCCUAGUGCCACUUGCCAGUGACUUAAAACUGUUAAAGGAAUUUUUGAUAACGACGGCAAAUUCUGCCGCAACUGCACUUCAGAACGACGGCGACGGGGACGUUAGCCAAUACGUACUUCUUUUGGAGUCUAUAUUCUGCCGUGUGAUUUUACUUAACCGAAGACGUCCAGGUGAACUGCAAAGACUGACACUGGACAAUUAUCAAAUAUUGGAGAAAAGCGAUUCCAGCUCAAAUUAUGAAGAGUUCUCCGAGGUUGUUUCUCCAACUGAACAAAUUCUACUCAAAAGAUUUAAAAGGAUAGUAAUAAGAGGUAAAAGGGGACGAGGAGUACCGGUUCUUUUUAGUCCCGACAUUCAAGGACACAUAAAUAUUUUAAUUAAAAUACGCAACAAAUUUGUUAGUGAAAAAAACCCAUUCCUAUUCGGUAAUGCUAAAUCAAAUGAACCUAAAUGUGGUUAUAAGGUUCUGAAGAAAUUCGCACUGGCAUCUGGGGCAAAGAACCCAUCAGCUAUUACAGCAACUAGACUCCGGAAGCAUUUGGCUACCCUCACACAAUUAUUUGAUAUGUCUGAGAAUGAUUUGGAGCAGCUGGCUAGUUUUAUGGGACAUACCAUUGGCGUACAUCGGGAAAACUAUCGUUUACCAAAUGAUGUAUACCAAACAGCCAAGAUUUCAAAACUUCUGCUUUUAAUGGAAAAAGUUUAAAGGAAAAGCCCUGAAUGAUAUUAAUUUAAAUUUGGAAGAAGACUUGAUGCUUGCUAACGAAGAACAAAGCGAACGUUGUGAAUCGCCAUCUUUGCAUUCCGACGUUCCAGAACCGUACAGUUCAAAAAUUCCAGAGAAGAAAAAUGAAUAUCUUCCUAAGAAAAAUAAACGAGUACUCGUUAAGUGGACCGAUGAACAGAAAAAAAUUGUUUUAAAUUUUUUUGCAAAUCAUAUAAAAAACAGAAAACCACCGAAACGAAAUGAAUGCGAGGAAUUGAAAAGGCUCCAUACCGAAAUAUUCUCGAAUAAAGAUUGGCCGAAAAUUAAAGUAUUCGUCCAAAACCAGUAUCAUAAAUAUAAUAACAAAUGAAGGAAUUUUGUUUUACUUUUCAAUGGUUCCUAUGAGGACAGAUUCUGAUUUUAUUUUUGUAAGUGUUGUAUAACUAUUUUCUACACCUUACUUUUGCCUGUUCUUAUUUAAGAAUAAUAAAGUGUUUUCUAUGUAACAAGGUAUUUUUCUACAUCCAGCAUUUUCAUUCAUAAAAACUUAAUGCACUACCCCUUGUAUAAUGUAAUUUGUAAAACUUAUCAUGUGGUUAUAUCUGUUAUUCAUUUCGCUUUGCCUGGCUUCAUACUAAAAGCACAUGUAACGUCGUAGGAAAUAUAGGAAAAAAUGAAACACAGUGUGUCCCCAGAAAAAAAACUUUAUUCUUCUUUUGAUCCAUUUUAUUGUCAAAAUUAGCUUUCAAGAAGCAUAUAAUUUUAUUUUGAUAACCGCCCUGUGAUAGAACUCCAAACGCCAUCUACUGGUAAGACAUUUUCUGAUUCUUUAUUAACAACUUUUUAUUUACAAUUUUAUAUUACAACAAGGGCACUUACCUGCUUCAUGUCCAUUUGAUUUGAAGUUAAAACAAAAUCCUUUGUACCUCUUCUUAGGUGUCCGAUGUCUUCUUCCUUAUGGGGUUAUUACUGAUAGUCCACAUAUGGCUCUUGCGAAGCGUUUUUUCCU
This is a messenger RNA of Acanthoscelides obtectus, 3093 nucleotides long. The record is from the annotation of a GenBank genome assembly. NCBI's taxonomy places the organism in Eukaryota, Metazoa, Arthropoda, Insecta, Coleoptera, Chrysomelidae.